Achroia grisella is the source of this 918-nucleotide messenger RNA. RefSeq names its product general odorant-binding protein 56a-like. The transcript is spliced from 4 exons. Gene Ontology annotation, molecular function: odorant binding. Lineage: Eukaryota; Metazoa; Arthropoda; Insecta; Lepidoptera; Pyralidae. Gene Ontology annotation, biological process: sensory perception of smell. The record is from RefSeq and is a predicted model, not a curated record. Bases 67 to 468 code for a protein of 133 amino acids.
GUUCCCCCAUAUAUAUAAACAGGUCGUCGUGUCUGCCCGUCAUAACGUGUCCAUUCAGCUGUCAAUAUGAAGACAUUCGUUGUAUUCGCCGUCUGCAUUGUGCUGGCUCAGGCCCUGACUGAUGAACAGAAGGAGAAACUCAAGAAGCAUAGGAGCGAGUGCCUCGCGGAGACCAAACCUGAUGAACAAUUAGUCAACAAACUGAAGACUGGUGAUUACAAGACCGAAAACGAAUCUCUGAAGAAAUACGCUCUGUGCAUGCUGAUCAAAUCCGAACUGAUGACCAAAGAAGGCAAAUUCAAGAAGGACAUUGCUCUCGCCAAGGUUCCCAAUGCAGCCGACAAACCCAUCGUUGAGAAGUUGAUCGACACCUGCCUUGCAAACAAGGGUAACACCCCCCACCAGACCGCGUGGAACUACGUCAAGUGCUACCACGAGAAGGACCCCAAACACGCCAUCUUCUUGUAAAUCCACAAUUAACAAUCGCAAUCGUAUUGCUAAAACUCCCGUUUAAUAUUGUGAAAUACAAUUUUGAUCAAAGAAAAUCGUUAUACCUCUGAAUUCUUUAUUACACUGCGACUUUUCUCUUACGUCUUUAUUACUUUAGUGGCGUCAUAUUACGAUCUAUGACGCAAUAAGUCAUCUAUUAUUUUCUUGUCAAAUACAUCUCUGGGCAUUUUAUGAUUUUUCAUGACAAAAGACGCUGUUGCUCUGUAAUUUAAUGAAAACAAUAUCAUUAAACAUUCAUAUCAUUAAAGUUUCAUUAUUUCCAAUACGUACUUAUACGUUUUGGGUGUCCAUUUAGACUGAUCGAUAGGGUUGUAAAAUUCUACAGUUCAACACUAACUUACUUUAGACGUUUCAUUACUGCCUGUACGAAUUUACUAUUAAUAGUGCAAUAAAAAAUAUAUGAACACA